GUCGAGAUGGUGGCGAGCGGCUCGGAGCCGCGGGGAACGCUGGCGCCCCGGCCCCCGCGGCCGAGGCUCGAGCUCGCGCGGGCGGCGGCGGCCGCGGCGUUCCCGCUCGCGGUCGUGGGAGAACAGGCCGAGUCCGCCUUCGAAGGGACCGUCGAAGAGGCCGGCCGAGCCCUCUGUCCGCGGCGGCGGUGCCCAGUCGCCGCCGCGCGCCAGCGCGGAGGGCAAGCGGCCGGCGGCGCCCUCGCGUGUCGCCGCGGGCCGCGGCACGGAGGAGGAGCGGCGCGAGAAGCUGUCCGCGGAGCGCGAGGCCGACGAGGCCAUGCGGCGGCUGCAGUCGAAGUACGCCCGGGACGAGGGCGCCCCGGCCGCCGCCAAGGCCGCGGACGAGGCCCUCGCCGCGGAGCGGGAAAAGGAGGACGACGACCCGGAGGACGCGAACGCGCUGGGCGCGCUUGCGCUGGAGGCGAUGCUCGCCGGGGACAUGGCCCGCUACGACCAGCUCAACAAGAGGCUGGAGGAGCGGCAGGCCGCGCUCGCCGCGGCGGGGCCGGCGGCCACAGGCACCGCUGACGGCGUCCCUGAACUGCCUCCGUCCAAACCUCAAGCCAACGUCAAGAUUCUGGAGGAGGUGGACUCUGCAGGCCGCAAGCGGAGCCUGGUGGAGUCCGUCCAGUCCGGCCCGUCUGUCAGGACGCAGGGUCGCAACAAGCGCGGCACGGCCAACGCAGUGCCCUCCGGCAAGAAGAACGAGAAGCAGGCGCCCGGGUACUACGAGGACGACAACGUCUCCCUCGACGACCUCCUCAAGCGGGAGCGCAUCACCGGCGUUCAGGAUUACGACCAUAACCUCUCCAGCCACAUCUUGAAGAAGGGCUCUAAGUUCAAGAUGUUGGAGGAAGACGAGGACGAAGCGUAUGCCCUCGGCUGGUACGAGAGCAAGGA
Prorocentrum cordatum is the source of this 942-nucleotide messenger RNA. Lineage: Eukaryota; Dinophyceae; Prorocentrales; Prorocentraceae. The record is from the annotation of a GenBank genome assembly.